This is a messenger RNA of Phoenix dactylifera (date palm), 1301 nucleotides long. The record is from RefSeq and is a predicted model, not a curated record. NCBI's taxonomy places the organism in Eukaryota, Viridiplantae, Streptophyta, Magnoliopsida, Arecales, Arecaceae.
UCUAGUCGGCCCUCCGGGAUUUCCUUCCGCCGCUUGGAGGGUGUGAGAGAAAACCCACUGCCGUUUCAUCGAAAUAAGGGAGAAAACCCUAGCUAUAAACCCUAGGCCUCUCUUCUCUCACCCAAUCGCGCUCUCGUUGCAAUCGAAAUCAGACGGCGUGGGAUGGGUGCAAAGGCGAAGAAGGCUUUGAAAAAGAAGCUGAGGAAGAAUUCUUCUCAGCUAUCCAUCUCUGGGCGCGCCAAUGAAUCUUCUGACUUCUUGCCUUUAGAAGGCGGUCCGGGGAGGAAAAUUUCUGAGCCAGAAGAACCCGUGAAAGAAACUGGGACGGUGUUAUAUAUUGGUCACAUACCUCAUGGAUUCUACGAGGAGCAAAUGGAAGGUACUUAUAUUUUGCGCUGCAGGGAAACAAGCAAGAAAACCGAGAUCUUUUUGAAUGGGAUAUUGACAGUUGUUAUCCUUUCAGGAUUCUUUCAGCAAUUUGGGAAAAUCAAGAGAUUAAGGAUUGCACGCAACAGGAAGACAGGAAAAUCAAGACACUAUGGAUUUCUUGAAUUUGAAAACCCCGAGGUGGCCAAGGUUGUGGCUGAUGAGAUGAACAAUUACCUACUAUUUGAGCACAAUCUCCAACUCAGUCUUAUUCCACCAGAGCGUGUUCAUCCAAAACUGUGGAAAGGAGUAAACCGAAUAUUCAAACCAUUGGAUUGGAAAGCAAUUGCACGGAAACGGCAUAACAAGGAAAGAACCAUGGAAGAACACCAGCGGAUGGUGCAUGGAAUUUUAAAACGAGAUGAGAAGCGGCGUAAGCGGAUAAAGGCUGCUGGUAUUGAUUAUGAAUGCCCAGAUUUUGUUGGUGUCGUUCAACCAGCACCGAAGAGGAUCAAGUUUGAUGAAGAAGAGAACUAGAAAAGGCUUGCCUGCAUCAUCUUAUCUAGGGGGAUGUGGUCUUGCUCUCUUACUGUUGGUUUCUCCCGCCCGGAAGAUGGAAGUGUCUCAAAGAUAUGAGCCCGAGUCUGCCCCUUUUUCCUAAUCAUUUUAAAUGGGUGAGAGCUGUUCCUGGUGACUGAUGAUUAGGAUAUUCUACCUAAGUAUCAAGUUAGAGUUUUUGAAAAUUUAUAACACAUUCGUGGUUGCAUUGUUCCUCCAAACACCUGCCUCAUUUGAUUGGAGCAUGAUGGUUGAUCCGUACUAGUUUAUUACACCUAUUACAAGCAUCUGUUCUAAUCUCGAGGACGAGAGUGAUAUUGUUGUUUCAUUACCCCAACCCCUGUUUUUCUAUAUUUUAUUUUGCUCAAAAAGGUCAA